AUGUAUACUGUGGAACCAAACAAUGCACGGCAGCUGGUAGAAAUUGCAGCUAGAGACAUCGAGAAACUUCUCAGCAACAGAUCGAAAGCCCUCGUGCGCCUGGCUUUGGAGGCUGAGAAGGUUCAAGCAGCUCACCAAUGGAGGGAAGAUUUUGCAAGUAAUGAAGUUGUCUACUAUAAUGCUAAGGAUGAUCUUGAUCCUGAAAAAAAUGACAGUGAGCCAGGCAGCCAGAGGAUUAAACCUGUCUUCAUUGAGGAUGCAAAUUUUGGCCGGCAGAUAUCCUAUCAGCAUGCAGCUGUCCAUAUUCCCACUGACAUCUAUGAGGGCUCAACAAUUGUGUUAAAUGAGCUCAAUUGGACCAGUGCCUUAGAUGACGUUUUCAAAAAAAAUCGCGAUGAGGACCCCACAUUGCUCUGGCAGGUGUUUGGCAGUGCCACCGGCCUGGCUCGGUACUAUCCAGCAUCUCCAUGGGUUGAUAAUAGUAGAACUCCAAACAAGAUUGACCUUUAUGAUGUUCGCAGAAGACCAUGGUAUAUCCAAGGGGCUGCAUCUCCUAAAGACAUGCUAAUUUUGGUUGAUGUGAGUGGAAGUGUUAGUGGGCUGACCCUUAAACUGAUACGAACAUCUGUCUCGGAAAUGCUAGAAACUCUCUCAGAUGAUGAUUUUGUGAAUGUGGCUUCCUUUAACAGCAAUGCUCAGGACGUGAGCUGCUUCCAACACCUCGUCCAAGCAAAUGUGAGAAAUAAGAAGGUGUUGAAGGAUGCAGUGUACAACAUCACAGCCAAGGGAAUCACUGACUAUAAGAAAGGCUUUAGUUUUGCCUUUGAACAGCUUCUUAAUUAUAAUGUUUCCAGAGCCAACUGCAAUAAGAUUAUCAUGUUAUUCACUGAUGGAGGGGAAGAGAGAGCCCAGGAGAUAUUUACCAAGUACAACAAAGACAAAAAAGUACGUGUAUUCACCUUUUCAGUUGGUCAACAUAAUUAUGACAGAGGACCUAUUCAGUGGAUGGCUUGUGCAAAUAAAGGUUAUUAUUAUGAAAUCCCCUCCAUUGGAGCUAUAAGGAUUAAUACUCAGGAAUAUCUGGACGUUCUGGGAAGACCAAUGGUCUUAGCAGGAGACAAAGCUAAGCAAGUCCAGUGGACAAACGUGUACUUAGAUGCACUGGAACUGGGACUUGUCAUUACUGGAACUCUUCCGGUCUUCAACAUAACUGGCCAGUUUGAAAAUAAGACAAACUUAAAGAACCAGCUGAUUCUUGGUGUGAUGGGAGUUGAUGUGUCUCUGGAAGACAUUAAAAGGCUUACUCCACGCUUCACACUGUGCCCCAAUGGUUAUUAUUUUGCAAUUGAUCCUAAUGGUUAUGUUUUACUACAUCCAAAUCUUCAGCCAAAGGAGCCAGUCACACUGGAUUUCCUUGAUGCAGAGUUAGAAAAUGAUAUUAAAGUUGAGAUUCGAAAUAAGAUGAUAGAUGGGGAGAGUGGAGAAAAAACCUUCAGAACUCUGGUUAAAUCUCAAGAUGAGAGAUACAUUGACAAAGGAAACAGGACAUACACAUGGACACCAGUCAAUGGCACAGACUACAGUUUGGCCUUGGUAUUACCAACCUACAGUUUUUACUAUAUAAAAGCCAAAAUAGAAGAGACAAUAACUCAGGCCAGAUACUCAGAAACCCUGAAGCCAGAUAAUUUUGAAGAAUCUGGCUACACAUUUUUAGCACCAAGAGAAUACUGCAGUGAUCUUAAACUAUCAGACAAUAACACUGAAUUUCUUUUAAACUUCAAUGAGUUUAUUGAUAGAAAAACACCAAACAACCCAUCAUGUAAUACAGACCUGAUUAAUAGAGUCUUGCUGGAUGCAGGCUUUACAAAUGAACUUGUCCAGAAUUAUUGGAGUAAGCAGAAAAACAUCAAGGGAGUGAAAGCACGCUUUGUAGUGACGGAUGGUGGGGUUACCAGAGUUUAUCCCAAAGAGGCUGGAGAAAAUUGGCAAGAAAACCCUGAAACAUAUGAAGAAAGCUUCUACAAAAGGAGCCUAGAUAAUGAUAACUAUGUGUUCACUGCUCCUAUCUUUAACACAAGCGGGCCUGGUCCCUUUGAGUCAGGCAUUAUGGUAAGCAAAGCUGUAGAAAUAUCUAUCCAAGGCAAGCUUCUUAAACCCGCAGUUGUGGGAAUUAAAAUUGAUGUAAAUUCCUGGAUAGAGAAUUUCACCAAAACUGCUAUCAGGGAUCCGUGUGCUGGCCCAGUAUGUGACUGCAAAAGAAACAGUGAUGUAAUGGAUUGUGUGAUUCUAGAUGAUGGUGGGUUUCUUUUGAUGGCAAAUCAUGAUGAUUAUACUAAUCAGAUUGGACGCUUUUUUGGAGAAAUUGAUCCAAGCUUGAUGAGACACCUAGUUAAUAUAUCAAUUUAUGCUUUUAACAAAUCUUAUGAUUAUCAGUCAGUGUGUAAUCCUGUUACUACACCAAAGCAAGGAGCAGGCCAUCGCUCAGCAUAUGUGCCAUCCAUAGCAGACAUAUUACAAAUUGGCUGGUGGGCCACUGCAGCUGCCUGGUCUAUUCUCCAGCAGUUGCUCUUGAGUUUGACCUUUCCACGGCUCCUUGAAGCAGUGGAGAUGGAAGAUGAUGACUUCUCUGCCUCUCUGUCAAAGCAGAGCUGCAUUACUGAACAAACACAGUAUUUCUUUGACAAUGACAGCAAAUCACUUAGUGGUGUAUUAGACUGUGGAAACUGCUCCAGAAUCUUUCAUGUAGAAAAGCUUAUGAAUACCAACUUAAUAUUUAUAAUGGUGGAGAGCAAAGGAACUUGUCCCUGUGACACACGGCUACUCAUGCAAGCUGAACAGACAUCUGAUGGUCCAGACCCUUGCGAUAUGGUUAAGCAGCCCAGAUACCGAAAAGGGCCUGAUGUCUGCUUUGACAACAACAUCCUGGAAGAUUAUACCGACUGUGGUGGUGUUUCUGGGUUAAAUCCAUCCCUGUGGUCUCUCAUUGGACUCCAGUUCCUACUACUUUGGCUGGUAUCUGGCAGCAGAUGGUUCCUAUUGUGACCUCCCAAACCCCAGAUCUGCAUCAACUCCAGACUCUGACAAAAUAUGAGCCCUCGAUGACAUUAGGGUCAAUCGUGGAAUCAGCAGUACCUUAGUUGGACCUAUACCAUGGUGUAACUCUAAGGCACAGAUCCAUAAGCACCCACUGGCUGCAUGUCAGGAUGUCAGAUCCUCCAAAUUGUGUGAAUGCUGCAUCAUCUAUGUAUAACAUCAAAGCAAAACUCUAUAUGUGCUCUGUUGGAAAUGUUGGGAGUUUGCUGUUGCAUUGGUGAUUAUAUGUACAAGGGCUCCCCAUACAAUUGUUAUGAAUCGUAAGAAAGGUCUUGAUUUGGAUCUGGAAUUUCAACUUGCUGCAAUUCUACUAAGAAAAUCUUUAGGGUGAGGAAUGUUAUCUUUUGCCUUCAUUAACUAUUCUGUUCAAAAGUAAUCCCUACCUGGAACAUCUUUCCUGAAUAGAGAGAUAGAGAGAGAAAGCAAGAAGGGAGAAAAGAAUCCUAUUAUAAUAUUAAUGGCUAAUUUUUAACAGAAAAACGAAAUUGCCAUGAAUAAAAUGCCUUACAACGAAUGACUUCUCUGCCAAAAA
Dipodomys spectabilis (banner-tailed kangaroo rat) is the source of this 3625-nucleotide messenger RNA. It is a transcript of the gene Cacna2d1, whose product is annotated as calcium voltage-gated channel auxiliary subunit alpha2delta 1. Gene Ontology annotation, cellular component: L-type voltage-gated calcium channel complex. The coding region runs from base 1 to 3042 and encodes 1013 amino acids. The transcript has 36 exons. NCBI's taxonomy places the organism in Eukaryota, Metazoa, Chordata, Mammalia, Rodentia, Heteromyidae. The record is from RefSeq and is a predicted model, not a curated record. Gene Ontology annotation, molecular function: voltage-gated calcium channel activity.